AUGGCCAGCGCCAGCGCCCCGUCUGCGGCCGCCAGCGCCUCGAUCCGCGCCCUCGGCGCCGCGCUGCGCCGCGCCAAGCGGGUCGUGGUGCUGUGUGGCGCCGGCACGUCGACCGCCGCCGGCAUCCCCGACUUUCGCUCGCCGGGCACGGGCCUGUACGACAACCUGGUGCAGUACAAUCUGCCUCAGCCCGAGGCCAUCUUCGACCUCGACUAUCUGCGCCAGAGGCCCGAGGCCUUCUUCACCCUCUCGCGGCACCUCUACCCAGGCAAGUACGCGCCCACGCGCACGCACCACUUCCUCGCACAGCUGCAGGCGCGCGAGCGCAACUGCCUCUCGGUCUGGACGCAGAACGUCGACACGCUCGAGCGCCUCGCCGGCGUAGAGGCCGACUCGCUCAUCGAGGCGCACGGCUCGUUUGCCGGCAAUGCCUGCAUCGACUGCCACGCCGAGCAGCCCGAGCCAUGGAUGAAGGAGCACUGCCUCGCCGGCACCGUGGCGCGCUGCCCUCGCAAGAAGUGCAGGCGCGGCAUCGUCAAGCCGAAUAUCGUCUUCUUUGGCGAGGCGCUGCCCGAGUCGUUCUUCAAGCGUCUCUCCGACCUGCAGCGCGCGGACCUGCUGCUCGUGAUGGGCACGUCGCUGCAGGUGCAUCCGUUCGCCGGGCUGAUCGCGCGCGUGCCGCGCAGCUGCCGCCGCUUCUUGCUGAAUCUGGAGUGCGUCGGCGAAGGCGGCUACGGCGGGUUCGACUUUGCGGACGACCUGGACGAAGACGCGCGCGCCGCUAGCAGAGAUGUCUGGAUCGAGGGCAAGACGGACGAGAUCUGCAUAGCGGUCGCGCAGGAGCUCGGCUGGCAGGUGAGUGGCAGUGGGCGCGCAGCGAGGCGAGGGCUGACGUAG
Molecule: messenger RNA, 897 nt
Organism: Tilletiopsis washingtonensis
Lineage: Eukaryota; Fungi; Basidiomycota; Exobasidiomycetes; Entylomatales
Product: SIR2-domain-containing protein
Exons: 4
Coding region: 1-897 (298 amino acids)
Molecular function (GO): NAD+ binding
Source: RefSeq, a predicted model, not a curated record